AGUUGAUAGUUCAUUGGCCGAGACCCAGAAGAAGGAUUUAAGAUAUUUUAUCACAAUAUUUAUUUUAAUUAAAUUAACAUUAAACUCCUGUAUCAGUUAUGGAAGUUAAAAGUAAAAUUAAGAAAGAGUUCACUGAAUAUGACCAAACAUCAGAAGGUCAUCUAUGGACAUCAGUAGAUCUCCAAAACUUAAAAAAUGAACCAAAGGAAGAGCACCCAGCUGUGGAAGUUAAAGUUGAAAAAGAAGAAUUUGCAGAAUAUGUCCAUAAUGAUAUAGAUAAUCACCAGCUAUCCACAUCAAUACAUCUUCAAGAACUGAAGGAUGAACCAGAAGAAAAUCAACCAGGUUGUUUACGCAAUAAGAACAUAAUGAAAAUUAUGAAAACACCUGAACAUUCAUCUCAUAAAGAAGAUUUGGGUAGAUACAUUGAAGAAAAAACAUUAAGUAAAAUUAUAAUAGUUAAAACCGGAAAUGGACUUUACACGUGUGCAAUUUGUUUAAAACAAUUUUCCCGUCGAUUUAAUCUGAAAUUACAUUCUUUAAUACAUACUGGAGAAAAACCUCAUAAAUGUGAAAUUUGUUCGAAACCGUUUACAUUAGCAUCUAAUUUGAAAAGACAUUUGAUAACACACACUGGAGAAAAGCCUCAUAAAAAACCUUUUAUAUGUGAAAUUUGUUUGAAGCACUUUACUCAAGCUGGUCAUUUGAAAUCACAUAUGGUGACUCACACUGGAGAAAAGCCGUACAAGUGUGAUAUCUGUUUGAAACAGUUUAAUAGAACAGGUACUCUGAAAUCGCAUAUGAUGAUUCACACUGGCGAAAAGCCUUACAAGUGCGAAAUUUGUUUUAAGCAUUUUACUAAAUCCAGUCAUUUGAAACCACAUAUGAUGACUCACACUGGAGAGAAGCCUUACCAGUGCGAAAUUUGUUUUAAACAGUUUACUCAUGCCGGUAAUUUGAAAUUACAUAUGAUGAUUCACACUGGAGAAAAACCACAGAAAUGUAAAAUUUGUUGCAGGCAGUUUAUUGCACUAAGUAAUCUGAAAAUACAUAUGAUGACUCACACUGGAGAAAUGCCACACAAAUGCGAAAUUUGUUUUAAGCAGUUUACUAAAUCCAAUCAUUUGAAAUCACAUAUGAUGACUCACACUAUAGAGAAGCCUUACAAGUGCGAAAUUUGUUUUAAACAGUUUACUCAUGCCGGUAAUUUGAAAUCGCAUAUGAUGAUUCACACUGGAGAAAAGUCUUACAAGUGAUAUUGGUUUUCAGUAAGUUACUCAGGCAAGUAAUUUGAAAUCCCAUUUGAAAAUACACUGGAGAAAAGUCUUUCAAAUGUGACAUUUUCUUUAAUCAAUUUACGCAAGUAAUUCAUUUGAAAAGACACACUAGAGAUACAGCUUUAUGGUAGGGGAGCAAAGUAUGCUAAAUGUGCAGUCACUCGAGCGUUAUGGGGACCUAUUGGGUUAUGAAGAGUUGGUCCUAAAACCAAAAAAAGUAAAGUUUUCCAUUUUAGUGGGAACUUUCCAUUUUUAAUUUAAUUUUCCAUUUCCAACAAUCGUGUUUUUAGAUUAUAGCGUCAUCUAUCCAUAAUUCGAAAAAUGCCUCGAAUAAAAGUUACGUAUUUUUAGGUAAGGAAUCCAAAUCUGCCAUAAAAAAUGGGGCUUCCAUUUAAGAUUUUAAAGUAACCCCCCACCCCACUUCCGUGGGGGGUCGUGUUUGGUGCCAUUCGAUAGAUUUUUCAAAAAUAUUGAAUACGUGUUUUUUCAGUUUUUCGAUCUGAUGUUCAUUUCGCGAAAUAUCGCGGGAUUCGUAUUUAAAAUUUUAAAUCUAUCCCGCUCCCCUCUCCGUGGGAAGUCGUGUUUGGUAUCAUUCGAUAGAUUUUUGAAAACUAUUGAGCAGGUAUUUUUUAGUUUCUCGAUCUGUCAUUCAUUUCACGAAAUAUUCGCUUUUUUCUUAUGAAAUUUUGGGACUCGCCUAUUUCCUUACGCCCCGCUCAAAUCGUCACAUUUUUAAAUAUACACUAUUUUGCAUGUACUUCACUUACCUUAUCUUAAUCUGACGAUUUCGUGUUUUUCUAAGGAUAGAUUUUUUUUUCGGCCCCCCCUUAACGAACUCCCCUGCAUUAAGAGCCAAUAUAUGGUAGAGGUACAUUUUCAGGGUACAAGGUUUCUCCCCAUGUAAUAAUCUGACGCGCUCGAGUAACUGCAAAAAUCCCCGCUUGGGCUCCCCUACCAUUAUAAGUAUCGUUUUGAAGUUAUUUUCUUGUGACACCGUAAUGCAAUUUACUAUUUGGUUGGGUCUUCUUCUUCUUCUUCUUCUUCUUCUUCUUCUUCUUCUUCUUCUUCUUCUUCUUCUUCUCCUUCUCCUUCUUCUUCUUCUUUUAUAUAGGCAGUAUUGCCUGUUUUUUUUUCUUCAACGGUGCCUUUCAUUCUGCCCCUAAGUUGUCAUUCCAUCUUUUCCUUGGGUGUCCUAUACUUCUUCUGCCUAACGGUGACUUGUCCCUGGCUAUUCUUACUAUCCUUGAUUCAGACAUCCUGCUUAUGUGUUGAUUCCACUCUUCUCUUCUUUACCCGGGUAUUUAGGUAUAUUGUCUACCCCACAUAUGCGUCUGAUUUCCUCACUUCUUACCCUAUCGUGUAGUCCUUUUCCAGCAAUCCUUCUUAAGAUCUUCAUUUCGUUGGUCUCCAAAUGUCUUCAUGUUUUGCUUGUAUCUGGUCUUGUUUCGGCCGUGUAAGUCAUAACUGGCCUAAUAGCUGACUUGUAUAUUCGGGCCUUUGUUUCGAAUCUUAGAUUUUUGUUUUUCCAAAUUGUGUCGUUUAGGUGUUCGGCCGUUUUACUGCUUUAAUUAGUUGGUCUUUUACCUCUUCUUCGAUAUUGUUGUCGGCUGAUAGAUUAAUUCCCAGGUAUUUGAAAGUCAUUACUUGUAUAACUUGAUUGUCUAACUCCAAUUUGCAUCUUAUUGGUUCUUUGGCUAUUACUAAGCUUUUUGUUUUUUGAGCUGUUAUUUUCAUAUUCAUUUCUUUUGCGUUAAUGUUGAAUUCGUGCAGUAAUCUUUGUAGGUCGUCUUCGCACUCUGCUACUAACACGGUGUCAUCAGCGUAACAGAGUACUUUUAUCUCUCUACCGCCCAUUUUGUACCCUCUUUUUUUCUUCACUUGUUUUAUUAUUCCAUCCAACAUUAUGUUUAACAGUAGAGGGUUUAGUGAAUCUCAUUGUCUAAUUCCUGUGUUUCUUCUAUGGGUUCUGUUAUUAUUCCAUUGACUUUCAUUUUUAUUUUAUUUCUUACAUUAUGUUUUCUAUCAGUUUUAUGAUAUCCAGUGGUAAAUUUUUGUCAUAGUAGGUGUAUCACAUCUUUUAAUUGGAUUCAAUCAAACGCUUUCUCUAGGUGUAUAAAACAGAAAAAGGCUGGUUUAUUAUAUUCUAAUGAUUCUAAUGAUCUUUCCGCUAUUUGCCUUAUCACAAAAACUGCAUCGUUACUUGAUCUUCCACUUCUAAAUCCUUGUUGUUCAUGCGAUAUAUUUAUGCACGCCAUUAUUUUCUCCAUCAGUAUUUUUGUUUGAGUUUCAGUAUAGUGCUCAGUAAAUUUAUCCCUCUAUAGUUACUGUGGUCUGCUCAUCCGAUUCUAAUACACACUGGUGUUUCCAGUUCUUCGUUAUUAGCUGUUUGAUACAGGUUUUUUAGGUAAGUUUUCCAUGUAUUUGUAUCAAUAUGUUUUACUUCUAUCAGUUCCUUCAUUUCUGCUCUUUGACCUCUUAUCAUUUUCCACAUUCCCUUUUGCAUCCCCUAGAAGUAUUGCCCCAUCUCUUUUAAAAUGCUUCCCAAUGUUUUGUUUUCUUCCUUCUUACUAUUGAGUUUAAUUAAUUUCGUCCUCCUUUAUAUUCUUCAUAUGUUUGUCUCGUUCUUUUGGACUUAUAUUCUAGGUAGAUUUUCUUUUUUUCUUGGCAUUUUAUUUUUAUAACUUCACAGAACCAUUGUGUUCUCCUUUUCUUUCGCGUAUGUUUCUUAUCUUAUCUGUUUCUUAUCUUUCGUGUAUGUGUUAUCUUAUGUUCUCCAAGUGCUUCCCUUGCUGCCAUUUUGAUAUUAUCUCUGAUCUUCCUCCAACUUUCUUCUAUGUCUGAAACAGUCUCAAAUUCAUCGCCUUAUAAAUGAACCAGUCCGUCCCUGUGGUGACGAAUGAAUUAGAUGCAAGCGUUAUAAUGCAAAACCUUUUUUUGUAUAUAUCCCACUAUCUGUGACGAUAUGUUUUUCGUUUGCCAUUAAAAUACCAAGAAGUAGCACCAAGUGUUUAUUCUUCGUCUAGUUAUCAAAAGAAUUUA
Molecule: messenger RNA, 4316 nt
Organism: Diabrotica virgifera virgifera (western corn rootworm)
Lineage: Eukaryota; Metazoa; Arthropoda; Insecta; Coleoptera; Chrysomelidae
Product: zinc finger protein 664-like
Exons: 3
Coding region: 99-1256 (385 amino acids)
Biological process (GO): central nervous system development; regulation of transcription by RNA polymerase II
Cellular component (GO): nucleus
Molecular function (GO): DNA-binding transcription factor activity, RNA polymerase II-specific; RNA polymerase II cis-regulatory region sequence-specific DNA binding
Source: RefSeq, a predicted model, not a curated record